Leishmania braziliensis MHOM/BR/75/M2904 is the source of this 687-nucleotide messenger RNA. RefSeq names its product thioredoxin-like protein. NCBI's taxonomy places the organism in Eukaryota, Euglenozoa, Kinetoplastea, Trypanosomatida, Trypanosomatidae. The coding region runs from base 1 to 687 and encodes 228 amino acids. The transcript has a single exon. The record is from RefSeq and is a predicted model, not a curated record.
AUGCUCAAGGUUACCUCAAAGGAGCACUACACCGAGAUCAAGAAGAAGGCUGAAGCCUCGUUGGGGCUUGUCGUGCACUUUAGCGCCGCUUGGUGUGAACCCUGCACUGCUGUCAGUGAACACCUUUCCAAGCAAGCUGCCGAGUAUGGCGACAACGUUGUCUUUGCUGAGGUAGAUUGUGACGAAUUCAAUGAUGUGUGCGAGGCGGAGGGGGUGGAUUCUGUUCCGUUCGUCGCGUACUUCCGCACACAGCUUGUUGGCGAUGAGCGUCGCGUCGAGAGGGUGGCGGAUGUAGCUGGCGCAAAGUUUGACAAGAUAGACAUGAAUACUUACUCUUUGUUUGGCCAGAAGGGUGGCAACGGGGUUCAGCAGAGGGAUUUUGCCACUGUGGACGAUUACCUGCACUACCUCACGACGCGGCCAGGGGUCGUUAUGUUCAUCACCGGAACCCCCUCCCGUCCGCGCUGUGGUUUUACUAGUCGACUCUGUGAGCUGGUGCAUCAGCUUGGCGUUCCCUUCAUAUACUACGACGUAAUGACAAACGACGCGGUGUGCGAGCGGCUUAAGACAUACGCCAACUGGCCGACGUAUCCGCAGGUGUACGUAGACGGCGAGCUGAUUGGUGGGUGGGACAUCUGCCGAGAGCUAAACGAGGAGGGUAAGCUGAAGUCGACUUUGAAGUAUUGA